UCCCUCUCUCUCUCUCUCUUUCUCUCUCUAGCUAUGUGUGUAUAUUAUGCAAUAGAACAAAAAAAGAGGAAGUUAAAGAACGACAUAAAGUUCCUUAAUCUUUGGAUGAAAAUGAUGAACCCUAGAAAAAAUAAUAAUACCUUUAUGUACUACUUUGUCCUGUUCGUUUGGGGUUUUGUGUUGAUGCAGGUUGGUUUAGGACAAAGCCAAACAAGUGAAAUCAAAGUAGGAGUAGUGCUUGAUCUCCAAACUUCAUUUUCCAAGAUCUGCCUCACUUCCAUUAACAUAUCGUUGUCCGAUUUCUACAAAUAUCAUGCUGAUUACACCACAAGACUUGCCAUUCACAUCAGAGAUUCCAUGGAAGAUGUUGUCCAGGCCUCAUCUGCAGCUUUGGACCUAAUUAAGAAUGAGCAAGUGAGCGCCAUCAUCGGGCCAAGAACCUCUAUGCAAGCCGAGUUCAUGAUCAGACUCGCCAAUAAAUCUCAAGUACCGACCAUCACAUUCUCUACAACCAGCCCUCUUAUGACAUCCAUCAACAGCCCUUACUUCGUCCGAACUACUCUCGAUGACUCAUCCCAGGUCAAAGCCAUUGCGGCCAUUGUCAAAUCCUUCGGGUGGAGAAACGUAGUUGCCAUUUAUGUGGACAACGAAUUCGGAGAAGGAAUAAUUCCCUACUUAACUGACGCUUUACAAGACGUGCAAGCUCUUAUAGUCAAUAGAUGUUCGAUCCCUCAGGAAGCUAAUGACGAUCAGAUUCUCAAGGAGCUUUAUAAACUAAUGACAAUGCAGACGAGGGUAUUCGUUGUCCACAUGCCACCAACUCUCGGAUUUCGGCUUUUUCAGAAAGCUAGAGAGAUUGGUAUGAUGAAGGAAGGAUAUGCAUGGUUAUUGACAGAUGGAGUAAUGAAUUUGGUGAAAUCUAAUGAACGCGGUAGUAGCUUGGAGAAUAUGCAAGGGGUUUUGGGUGUAAGGAGCCAUAUCCCCAAAUCGAAGGAGCUCGAAGAUUUCAGAUUGAGAUGGAAGAAAAGGUUUGAUAAGAAGGGGAAUGAUGAAGAGCUGAACAUUUUUGCAUUAAGGGCAUAUGAUUCGAUCACUGCUUUGGCCAUGGCCGUAGAGAAAACCAGUAUAAAGAGCUUGCGGUAUGAGCAUCCGAUGGCUUCUAGAAAUAAUAAGACAGAUCUAGCGACCUCCGGGGUCUCUCGUUUCGGUCCAAGUCUUCUAAAGGCUCUUUCGAAUGUAAGAUUCAAAGGUUUAGCCGGAGAUUUUGAACUCGUUAACGGGCAGCUUAAAUCAUCAGUGUUUGAGGUCAUCAAUAUUAUUGGAAAUGAAGAGAGAAUUAUCGGAUUCUGGAGACCAAGUAGUGGACUUGUGAAUGCAAAGUCAAAAAACAUCACGUCGUUUUCAAGGGAGAGUUUUGGGCCGGUGAUAUGGCCCGGUAAGUCGAGAGUUAUUCCGAAAGGUUGGGAGAUUCCAACAAACGGGAAGAUGCUUAGAGUGGGUAUUCCAGUGAAGAAAGGCUUCUUAAAUUUUGUGGAUGCAAAGACAGAUCCGAUCAGUAACGCAAUGACCCCAACGGGUUACUGCAUUGAAGUCUUUGAAGCUGUUCUUAAAAAGUUGCCUUACUCAGUCAUUCCUAAAUAUAUUGCUUUCUUGUCUCCAGAUGAGAACUAUGACGAAAUGGUAUACCAAGUUUACAACGGGACGUACGAUGCAGUUGUAGGAGAUGUAACCAUCAGAGCGAACAGGUCAUUGUAUGUCGAUUUCACGCUACCGUACUCAGAGUCUGGAGUGUCUAUGAUGGUGCCUCUCAAGGACAACAAGAACAAGAAUACAUGGGUGUUCCUCAAACCUUGGAGCUUAGACCUAUGGGUCACCACCGCUUGCUUUUUCGUAUUCAUUGGGUUUGUUGUGUGGAUUUUAGAACACAGAGUCAACACCGACUUUCGUGGACCGCCUCAUCAUCAGAUAGGCACCAGUUUCUGGUUCGCUUUCUCCACUAUGAACUUUGCCCACCGUGAGAAGGUGGUGAGCAACUUAGCGAGGUUUGUGGUGUUGGUGUGGUGCUUCGUGGUGCUUGUGCUUAUUCAGAGCUAUACAGCGAAUCUCACCUCUUUCCUCACAGUACAACGGUUCCAACCAGCGGUCACAAAUUGGAAAGAUCUCAUAAAAAAUAACAAAUAUAUUGGGUACCAACAAGGCACUUUCGUGCGUGAACUUUUGAUAAGUCAAGGAUUUCAUGAGUCACACCUCAAACCUUUUGGUUCUGCCGAAGAAUGCGAUGAGCUUUUUUCCAAUGGGACAAUCACAGCAUCUUUCGACGAAGUGGCCUACAUUAAAGUUAUCCUUUCUGAGAACUGCUCCAAAUAUGCCAUGGUUGAACCUUCCUUCAAGACUGCCGGUUUCGGCUUUGCAUUCCCCAAGAAUUCACCUUUGACAGAUGAUGUCUCAAGGGCCAUCUUGAAUGUGACUCAAGGCGAAGAAAUGCAACAUAUUGAGAAUAAAUGGUUCAAGAAACAAAGUAAUUGUCCUGAUUUAAACACUACUCUUUCGUCCAACCAUCUCAGCCUUAGCAGCUUCUGGGGUCUGUUUCUAAUAGCAGGCAUUGCUUCAUUAUUGGCACUUCUCAUCUUCUUGGCCAACUUCUUGUACGAACACAAGCACACGCUCUUUGAUGACUCUGAAAAUUCCUUCCGUGGAAAGCUAAAGUUUUUGGUUAGAAUCUUUGAUGAGAAAGACAUAAAGUCGCAUAUGUUCAAGGUGAAUGCCGUUCAUAAUGUGAGUUCACCUAUUACUCACGGAAGUUCAAGCCCUUUGACCGAUCAUAGCACUCCAUUGCCACGAAGUCCGGCACAAAAUAGGGAUCAGUUUGAGCCAAGAAGACUGUCUUCCAUCUCGAGCGGAGAACUUUUCACGGAACAAGUUGAAGAUGAGGAAUCUGCUAUUAUUUAAUGUGAAGGUGAAUGAUAGAGAGAAGUUGCAAAAGUGCAUAACAAGUUAGCCAGUGUGUUUCCUGCUUUGUUUUAGGGUGUAGUAAAGUAUUUUCUUUUGUCAACAUCUUGUAUUCCUAUGUUUAUUGUUUUCAAACUCAGUGUCAAAGUUAGAUUUCUGAAUUUGGAUUAUAAUAUUCUUCCAACUAUAC
Messenger RNA from Arabidopsis lyrata subsp. lyrata, 3139 nucleotides. RefSeq names its product glutamate receptor 2.7. The transcript has 5 exons. The record is from RefSeq and is a predicted model, not a curated record. Gene Ontology annotation, molecular function: glutamate-gated receptor activity. NCBI's taxonomy places the organism in Eukaryota, Viridiplantae, Streptophyta, Magnoliopsida, Brassicales, Brassicaceae. Gene Ontology annotation, cellular component: plasma membrane. Bases 34 to 2949 code for a protein of 971 amino acids.